Rotaria sordida is the source of this 1140-nucleotide messenger RNA. NCBI's taxonomy places the organism in Eukaryota, Metazoa, Rotifera, Eurotatoria, Philodinida, Philodinidae. The record is from the annotation of a GenBank genome assembly.
AUGAAUACACCAACACGAGACAAAAUGCUUCGGUUCCAAAUGAGUGUUCCUACAGACGAAAAGAAAUAUGUGAUCCGAUCGGAAAAACUCGGUCUUGAUUUUAGUGCAUGGGUUCAAGAUGAUACUGGUAACAAUGCGAAAUGUUAUGUGAUGACUAUACAUGAUAUUGGCUGCAGUCAUUCGGUUUUUACUGAAUUUGUUUCUCAGCCUGAAAUGCGUGCUCUUAAACAACGAAUUGUUUGGGUACAUAUUGAUUUACCCGGUCAAGAAGAUGAUGCCAGUCCUUUGACUAUCGAAAAAUAUCCAUCAUUCGAUGAUUUAGCUAGUGAAUUAAUAAAUGUUGUUAAUCAUUUAAAUAUUCCACAAACAGUUCUAUUUGGUGAAGGUGCAGGAGCUAAUAUUGCUUGUCGUUUUGCUAUGGAAUAUCCAUCACGUGUACAUGGUCUUGUACUUAUUCAUCCAACUGGUACAACAGCUGGUUUUAUGGAGAUGAUGAAAGAUAAACUUAAUAAUUGGAAAUUAAUUCAUAAAGGAAUGAAUCCAGAUGCUGAAGCUUAUCUUAUUUGGCAUCGAUUUGGACGUGAUGCAGUAAAAUCUAGCGAUGAUCCAAACAAGAACAAGGGUUAUGGUGAUUCACAAUUACUUGAAGCAAAUAUUCGUGAAUUUUCGGAAAAACUUUAUCAAAAACGAACAGCAAAAAAUUUGGCACUUUUUAUGGAUGCUUUUUUAAAUCGAACAAAUCUUGUUGAUAGAUUAGACAAAUUAACUGUUGAUUGUCUAGUAGCUGUUGGAAAGAAAAGUUCUGUAUUACAUACAACUGAAAAAUUCUAUGAUCGUCUUCGUGAAGCACGUAAUAAUCCACAAAAAAUGGUUAAUUCACCAAUGCUUGUCGCUGAUAAUGUUGGCGAUGUUCUUGGUGAAGCACCUGAUGUUUUGGCUAAAUCGAUGCAAUUCUUUUUACAAGGCAUAGGUUUAGUAUCUGGUUUACCAAUGGAAGCUGGUUUAGUUGGUUUAGGUCGUCUAUCUCGUGCAAUGUCAAUGGAAGAUGCUGAUCGUCCAAGACGAAGUUCUGUACUUGCAUCAUCACCUGGUACAGCUUCACCAUCAAUAGUCGGUUCACCGCCCAAAUUUCCUUCAUAA